Messenger RNA from Branchiostoma floridae (Florida lancelet), 1463 nucleotides. Its product is annotated as sorbitol dehydrogenase-like. Gene Ontology annotation, biological process: D-sorbitol catabolic process. Gene Ontology annotation, molecular function: L-iditol 2-dehydrogenase (NAD+) activity. The record is from RefSeq and is a predicted model, not a curated record. Bases 439 to 831 code for a protein of 130 amino acids. The transcript is spliced from 2 exons. NCBI's taxonomy places the organism in Eukaryota, Metazoa, Chordata, Leptocardii, Amphioxiformes, Branchiostomatidae.
UAUAAAACUAUUGUUUUUGCUUUAUCAUUCACAUCACUUCACAUAAAAUUGAAGUAUCGUUUUGUGUGAGUGUGUGUCUGUCUUUCAGUGUGUUUGUAUUUCCGGUCAGCAUAACUUUAGAAAUUGGACUGCAACAUCUUAUUUAAUAAAGAUUUGAAAGAUUUCAUUGGGAAGACAUAGGUUAAAGUAGGUUUUUGCCCUCUGAUGUGUAACCUUGGAACUGCAGAGAUUUCUGUAGCGGUUUGGCAGAAUUCCAAGACCAAAAUUGCGCCUUCAGUAUUUAGUAUUUUUUUCAGCGGUAUUGAAGCGCCAGCUAGUGAUCAUCGACAGUACUGCAGCCUUGACAUCGUCGAUUGGCCUAUUCAUCCUUGAAACAAAAUAACGACAGAAAGGCGUCAGAAUCCGAAAGAAGUAGCAUCCGUAAAUGCUGACGGGCCAAUGUGGGGGAUAAUAACGAAAACAGGUAAACGAGCUAACCUCGAUCAGUUAAUCUUAUACUUUAUGGAAGGACGUGAAUCUUGCUCGGAUAUUGGUUGCUGGGUUUUUCAGGCCACCGAACCGGGAGGUGUUCUGAUGAUUGUCGGGCUCGGCCGGCCCAUGGCCACAAUCCCGCUCCUUGACGCCGCUCUGAAGGAAGUGGACAUCCGGGGGAACCUCCGCUACGCAAACGAUUACCCGACAGCCCUAGCGAUGAUAGCCUCGGGUCAGGUGAACGUGAAGCCGCUGGUCUCCCACCGUUAUAGCCUGGAGCAGGCGCUGGAGGCCUUCGAGUUCGCCAAGAAGGGCGAAGGGAUCAAAGUCAUGAUCCACUGUGACAAGACCAAGGCCUGAUAGCGUAUGUUGUUGCUGUGGGCCUGGGGAUACACGUACAGAGUGGUGUACCGAAAGUGAGAAAAGAAACAAAAAAGAAACGAAAUUGAGCGAAAAGGAACGAAACCGUACUGAGUUGGGUCACCUAUCUAGUUAGGAUGACAUAAUCCACUUGGACCGUUUAAAAACGCAAAAUAAUGUCAUUUGAGAGAGUAUUUGUACGUUUAAGGUUACAAAAUUGAACAAAUGUGUGAGCGAAUUAAAGUGGUGAUCAACAAGUCUCACCAUGGCGUGCAAAUAAGUUUGAAGAAAAGAAAAGUAUAUAUCAGUCAUUUUAGUUCUAAAUUGUUCAAGUAAUUGAAUAUAAAAAUAAGAACAUAUUUGAACCAUAUGUGUUGGAAACCGUGAUGUUACAAACUGCACAAAUUUUAGAAGAAGUUUCAAACAUCUUUGUAUAUUUUUCACUGUUAAAACUUAUUCAUGAUGUGCACGAUGAUGUUCCAAAUGCAAUGUAGUAGCUUUGUGCUAUUGCCCCCCCUACAAAAGUAGAUGCUUUUCCGAAAUUCUUUACAACAUUGGGAAUCACCCCAAAUGUCGGGGAUAUGGAAAACUCCUUUUUUCAUGAGUUUUCUGGAUUUUGACGUUCUUUCAUA